AUGACAGCAAAUACCCGUCAUCGCGGCCUGCCUUUCCUGCAUCGGAACUGGCUCAAGGCCACGAACCACUGGUCCAAGAUGGGGAAUAAGGCGUCGUCACAGGCGCAGAAGCGGUCGCAGUCGCAGACAGGCGACUCGGCUACUUCCAGACCGGCAACAGAUGGUAGCGGCAGUCAGCAGCAGCAAAAUGAGUCCCAACAAGAAGAAGAACGCGCCACCAAGCGCCGGCGCAUCUCCAACGACUACGACGGGUUCCCUCUCUACGAGAACUACGCCAGUACCCAGCGCGCGCUGCGCAUCGAAGUCCUGAAGAUCAGCCACAAGGACGCGCCGCGCUGGAAGAACGGCAUCACAGCCAUGAACGGCUCCGGAAUCACGGCAGCGCCCGUAGACAUCCGUAACAUUGCGCAGAUUAAAGCCCGCUGCAAGCUAACCAUCUACGGGCACCGCAACGGGGAGCAGAUCGUCCUGCACGUGGACAGCCAGCUCUGCGAUAUCCGGGUGUUCAAGAACUCCGCGGGCGCGGCGCCCAUGGUUAGGUUUGCCAAUAUGAGGCCAUUUAGUAUCCCGGAGGAGAAAAUUUUCCUCGAGAGGGAGGAUGAUUCCGUGUUUGGGCUGGCUAAGUGUUAUUCGGUUAGCGUGGAGCUCGAAUCGGCGGGGGAUCCGAGCUGGCCGCCGAAGGAGUUGGUUCCGCCGACGAGUGAUGAGGAGACUUUCUACAAUAAGGGGCUGCUGCCGCAGAGGCAGUGGGUGCUUACGGCGAAUAUCGCGGAUAUUUAUGAGAGUCGGAAUCGCAAGUCGGUUAGGUUGAGGAUCAAGAAGCAUGCACAGCAGGAUAUGGCGACAAAUUUUUUGAUGGAUAUGGAUGUGCGGUGGUUGACGCCUAUUUCGAGUCUGGCGAGGGCGAAGGAGCAGGCGAAGGAUAUCCAGCCUUCGAUUGUGGCUAUUGAUCCGGAUAAUCCUAUCCCUCUGCUGGUCAAUGGCCCUGCUGCGGCGAAUGCGAACGGCGUUAACGGCCAGCACGCUCCCAAACCCGAGUGCGACACCCAGCCAAACGGCACCCAUAAUGAGGGCACAUCAGCAGAAGAACCCGCCGAAGGCGAACUCACCCCCAGCCGCUCGCGCCGCGCGCGUCAAGAAAUCAACUACAACGUCAAACAGCUCUGGAACAACGCCGUCGGUCGCGAAACCCGCAACAACAGCAACAAGCGUCGCCGCGGAGGGGCCUACGGUGAGGAUCACCCUCCAUCCGACGACCGCUCCAUCACGUACUUGCUCCCGCCAGAGCAAGUGCAUACCGACAAGUUCGCCUGCCUGAUCUGCGGCGCGGAGAAUGAGCGGCUGAGUCAGCUCAGAGCACAUUACAUGUGUCAUCCACAGUAUGACUUCUAUUUUGAGUAUAAGCCCAAGAUGGGGGGGUAUUAUGUGACUGUGAAGCCGACGGCACGGGAGGGUGAGAGGGAUGGAGAGGGGUUGAGGCCGAGGGUGUAUCAGCUAGGGUUGCCAGUGAAGCCGCUGGAUUUGGAGAGGUAUGUGGAGGGGGAUGAGUCGUGGGUGACGAGUAGACUCGGGCCGGAGAAUGGGAGAGAGGUAAUGCUGCCGGGGAGAGGAGUACCCAAAAAGCCCCUCCGCCGCCCCAAACGCCGUCCUCUCCUAGUCCCCAAAACCACCCAACCCCUCUUCGACCCCCUCUCUAAAGUCCAGCUCUUACCAGGCCAACCCCUCCCCCAACACCCCAUCGACGACUCCUGGCUCCUCUUAAAACAUCGCGACAACCUGCAAGAUUUCAUCGACCUGCGUCCGGAAGAAAAAGAGUUCCUGCAGGAAUGGGACGCCUUCAUUUUGCGCAGACAUAUUUCGUCGGAGCAGUACCUGCCUAGGUAUUUUCUGAGGUUUGUUCGUGAAAAAGCGGACUGGUUGGUGAGUAAACGGAGUCGGGGGGAGGAGUUUUCGAAGUUGGUGGCAACGCUGUUGGCUAGGAGGGUGUUGCCGGAGAGGGUGGUGAUUGAGGCGACGCAGGUGUUGAAUGAUGCUAGGGGAAGGUUGAGGGAGCAAGGGGGAGUUAUUGAGGGGGAGGGGGAGGGACAGAGGAAAAAAGAGUGCACCGCCCGCCUCUACCACGACACAUGCGUCGAUAACCCCGAGCAAGCCCGCCUGGAGGGGAGACAUUGGAAGUGUGCCGACUGCCGUAUCAAGUGCCAACAACAACAACAACAGCAGCAGCAACAGGAACUGCAACAAGCACAGCAGCUACAGCAGCGCUCGUAG
Molecule: messenger RNA, 2268 nt
Organism: Thermochaetoides thermophila DSM 1495
Lineage: Eukaryota; Fungi; Ascomycota; Sordariomycetes; Sordariales; Chaetomiaceae
Product: zinc finger domain-containing protein
Exons: 3
Coding region: 1-2268 (755 amino acids)
Source: RefSeq, a predicted model, not a curated record